GGGCCUGGCACCGGAGGCACCGCCCGGCACACACAGCACCGUGAGUCCGUCUGCCACAGCUGGCAGGGGGCUCCUCCCCAGAGGCAGCGCAGAGGGGCCAGGGCAGAGGGGGACGCUGGACCUGGGGACUAGGAGCUGCUGGCUCUAGGUGACAGGGAAGAGGAGAGGUGGCUGUGGCAGUAGUGGAGGAGGCUCCGAUCCACUGAGGGAUAACCCAGUGCAAAACACUGUGCAGGCUGCCAUGGACGGGGCCCCGCCGCCCCCCAGCCCCGCCGGGCUCUCCGCCUACGUGGCCGUGUCGCAGCUGCUGGGGCUGACGCUCCUGGCCACCACAGGGGCCUGGCUGGGCCGCUACCGGGGCGGCGUGGGCUGGCACAGCCCGCUGCAGUUCAACGCGCACCCGCUGUGCAUGGUGCUGGCCAUGGUGUUCCUGCAAGGCGACGCUCUCCUGGUGUACCGUGUGUUCAGGCACGAGGCCAAGCGCUCCACCAAGGCACUGCACGUGCUGCUGCAUGGGCUGGCACUGCUCAUCGCCCUCGUGGGCAUCAUCGCUGUCUUCGAGUCACACCGGGCUAAGGGCAUCCCUGACAUGUACAGCCUGCACUCCUGGUGUGGGAUGGCCACCUUCGUGCUCUACCUCCUGCAGUGGGUCCUGGGCUGCGGUUUCUUUCUGUUCCCCGGUGCCUCCUUCUCGCUGAGAGGGUGGUACAAGCCCCAGCACAUCUUCUUUGGCAUCACCCUCUUCAUCCUCUCCAUCACCUCCUGCUUGCUGGGCAUUACUGAGAUGCUUCUCUUCAAAAUCAGUGACUCCUACAGCCACUUUGUGCCUGAGGGCAUCCUGGCCAACACCCUGGGGGUGCUGCUGGUGGCCUUCGGGCUGGUGGUGGGUUACGUGCUGACACGGGAGGAGUGGAAGCGCCCACCGCUGGCAGAGGAGCUGGCCCUGUCCAUGGACUUCAAGACCUUGACAGAGGGAGAGAGCCCUGGUGGUGGGAGCCAGUGACAUCAGCAGCUCCUGGUCUCCAGCACGGGCUCCUUGUGAUGUCUGAAAUGUUCCUGUGCCCCUCGUCCCUGGGGGUCUGCACCUCUGCCCGGCCCAGGGUGACGAGGACAGCCGGGGAAGGACACGCUCGGUGCAACGCUGGACUCACACUCGCUUGGCCUUAAUCCUCCAAAGCUCUGCCCUGCCCC
This is a messenger RNA of Ficedula albicollis (Collared flycatcher), 1191 nucleotides long. Its product is annotated as cytochrome b561. Gene Ontology annotation, cellular component: lysosomal membrane. Gene Ontology annotation, molecular function: oxidoreductase activity. The coding region runs from base 242 to 1003 and encodes 253 amino acids. The transcript has 7 exons. NCBI's taxonomy places the organism in Eukaryota, Metazoa, Chordata, Aves, Passeriformes, Muscicapidae. The record is from RefSeq and is a predicted model, not a curated record.